AUGCAGAAAAACACCUCAAAUAUUGAGAUUCUACGGGUUCAAUCGUUAUCAAUUCUUUGUACGCCUCACCCUUUUCAUGAUUUUUCUGGCUUUUCCCCCCUUAAAGAUAGAAUUGAUCCACAUUGUAACACCAAACAACAAAGUAACAACAACGUUCUUUUCGAUGUUGAUGGGUUUGUUCGCAUUCAAGAUAAAAUCGAUCAACAUUUUUGUAGCACCAAACAACAAACUAACCACGAUUCUUUUUGUGGUUUUGACAACUCUGCUCCCGUUCAAGAUAAACUCGAUCCAUACCGCAGCACCAAGAAACAAAUUUCCGACAUUGAUGAAGAAAAUAUUGAAAAAGAAGAGUUUAGGUUUACAUGCGGCGAAGUCCAAGGAAUGCAUAUAUAUGCCGAUGAGAUAUUUGAAAAUGGAAAAAUACGACCAUUACUCCAUAAUUUUGACCAAUAUGUUCUCUUGUUUCCUACCCCAAAUAAUGACGGUUCACUUCUUCGACUACCGCUAAAGAAGAUCUUUCUUACGAAAUCCAUAAAUCCACUCUCCAUAUCAGGUGGUAUUUCAAAAGAACUUCAAAAUGUGCCAUUGGAAAAUAUGACAAUGGUUGAGAUGUCCAGUGAGUGUUACGAAAAAAACAACUCAACAAGGUCGUCAAAUUUGUGGAAAUUUCGACAAAAUAUUCAUCUUCGAAGUAACAAUAACAAUAAGGAUUCUUUAGUUUUAAUGAAUCCUACGGUUCCAAAAAAGUCCAGCAAGACAAAGGUUGAUAACAUCGUUGUUAAAAAGAGGAAGGAUGAAAAACCCAAAGUUGCAUUAUCGGCUUACGAGAAGUUUUAUGUAACAAAUAAAACAAAGAAAGAUAGCAACAAACGAAAAACGUUUUUGCCAUACAAACACCAAUUAUUCAGUCUCUUUACGAACAAAAAUGCAUUAAGCAAGAACCUGCACCCUUUUUGA
Trifolium pratense (red clover) is the source of this 957-nucleotide messenger RNA. RefSeq lists its product as uncharacterized. The record is from RefSeq and is a predicted model, not a curated record. NCBI's taxonomy places the organism in Eukaryota, Viridiplantae, Streptophyta, Magnoliopsida, Fabales, Fabaceae. Bases 1 to 957 code for a protein of 318 amino acids. The transcript has a single exon.